Molecule: messenger RNA, 1878 nt
Organism: Arabis nemorensis
Lineage: Eukaryota; Viridiplantae; Streptophyta; Magnoliopsida; Brassicales; Brassicaceae
Source: the annotation of a GenBank genome assembly
AUGGCCGGAGUAGCCGUCUCACCCGCUUGUCUGAUCGAUCUUAUCGCUGAAAUCAUCGAGAUUCCGGCGAAUACCGGGGUGUUUAAGAAGGAUUGUGCCGAUCUCUCGCGGCGAGUUUGUCUCUUGACUCAUUUGAUUGAAGAGAUUAGGGAUUCUCCGACGCCGGAGGAAUCUGAUGCUUCGUCUUCUUUGAUUUCUUAUGAAUGUGAUUGGUGGUCUGAUCUUGUUGUCGGGCUUCAAGCAGCGAAGCGUCUUAUGUCUGCAGCUACUAGCUUCCAAGCUCACGAAUCCUCUGACGGGGCAGCUAAGAGAAUCACAUUCCAGUUCCAGUGUGUUACUUGGAAGCUAGUGAAAGCAUUAAGCAAUUUGCCGUAUGGUCGAUACGACAUCUCUGACGAAGUCCGUGAACAGGUGGAACUAGCAAGGUCUCAGUUGAAAAGAGCAAUGCAGAGAUAUGGUUCUUUAAAUUCGAAGAAGUUUUCGAGUGCUCUAUCCGAGGCAAUGGAGAAAGAUUCCUUGAUCAAGACGAAGAGCAAAGUCACUGAGAAGCUGGAGAGUAUUCCAGAAACAGUGGAUUCCAACAUUCCUUUAUCAGAUGAGAAGAAAUUCGAAUCACCGCGUCGAAAAAGCUCUUCCAUUUCCUUGGCCUUUUUAUUAUCAAAGGAUGCUGAUGAUGAGAGAUCAGAGAAAGGAAUUACCAAGAACAACGAUGACUCAAAGAAAUCAGACGAACUCACGAUCCCAGAGGAUUUUCUUUGUCCAAUAUCUCUUGAACUGAUGAAGGAUCCUGCUAUUGUUUCCACAGGACAGACAUAUGAGAGGUCGUACAUACAAAGAUGGAUAGACUGUGGAAAUCUGAGAUGUCCGAAGACCCAGCAGAAACUCGAAAACUUUACUCUAACUCCAAACUACGUUCUCAGAAGCCUGAUCUCUCAGUGGUGUGCUAAGCACAACAUUGAGCAACCAGGUGGUUACAUAGACGGUAGGAUCAAAAACCGUGAUGGGUCUUUCCGUGAUUUAAGUGGAGACAUGUCAGCGAUCCGAGCAUUGGUUCGAAAGCUCUCUACCCGAUCAAUCGAAGACCGCAGAACUGCGCUUUCCGAAAUCCGUACUUUGUCAAAACGAAGCACAGACAACCGGAUUCUGAUUGCAGAAGCAGGAGCCAUCCCUGUUUUGAUCAAUCUUUUGACCUCAGACGACGUUGAAACGCAGGAAAACGCUGUCACUUGCGUUCUUAACCUCUCCAUAUACGAAAACAACAAAGAACUGAUAAUGCUUGCAGGAGCAGUCACAUCUAUAGUGCAUGUCCUCCGAGCUGGAACCAUGGAAGCUAAAGAAAACGCCGCAGCUACUCUCUUUAGCCUUUCUUUAGCUGAUGAGAACAAGAUCAUAAUAGGCGCAUCGGGUGCGAUACCGGCCUUAGUGGAUCUACUUGAGAACGGUAGCGCCAGAGGGAAGAAAGACGCUGCUACGGCUUUGUUCAACUUGUGUAUUUAUCAAGGAAACAAAGGUAGAGCGGUUAGAGCCGGUAUUGUAAACCCAUUAGUGAAAAUGCUGACUGACUCGAGCCACAGAAUGGUCGAUGAAGCCUUGACCAUUCUCUCGGUUCUAGCUAGUAACCAAGACGCUAAAGCCGCGAUUUUGAAGGCGAACGCGAUACCACCAUUGAUAGAUCUUCUCCAAAAGGAUCAACCGAGAAACCGAGAGAACGCAGCCGCGAUAUUGCUUUCUCUUUGCAAGAGAGAUACUGAAAAACUUAUCUCCAUUGGUAGACUUGGAGCUGUUGUUCCAUUGAUGGAACUAUCAAGAGAUGGUACAGAGAGAGCUAAGAGGAAAGCUAAUUCUUUGCUUGAGCUUCUUCGUAAAUCAUCACAAUAA